Molecule: messenger RNA, 946 nt
Organism: Drosophila rhopaloa
Lineage: Eukaryota; Metazoa; Arthropoda; Insecta; Diptera; Drosophilidae
Exons: 3
Coding region: 44-946 (300 amino acids)
Source: RefSeq, a predicted model, not a curated record
UGAAGACAAUAAUAAAAAUAAGUGUAAACUUUGCGAUUUCGAAAUGACAGGCAAACAUGCCUCAAAUUUAAAACGGCAUAUUGAAAGGAAGCACAAGGAGUUGGUACAGAAAAUUGAAACAAAUAAGAAGCAAGUAGCAGCCGACCAGCCACCUAUAAAGCAAUUCUUGGAAACAGCGUAUGUCAAAGUGAAAAUCACCAAAGCUGACAUUUUAGAUGCUUGCCUGGAACUAGUCACUAAAAAUGGGCGUCCAUUAAAAAUAGUUGAAGAUUCUGGUUUUUUAAAAAUUCUAAAGCCCAUGUGUGACGCUUUUAGCCCUCCAUUGAAAAUCAAUCGCUUUAACAUACGGAACUUAAUUCAGGAAAAAGCUAGUAGCAUUCGCUUACACAUUAAAAAUGUUCUACAAAAUCGACUUAUAUCUAUAAAAGUGGAUUGUGUAAGCCGUUUGGAUCGUGCUAUCAUCGGAAUAAACGCUCAGCUUCAUAAUGGUUCGGAAGUAAGGUGCUACACAUUAGCUAUGAAAGAAAUACACGUGCAGCAUACAAGCGUAAACUUAACCACGAUUAUCCAAAAAGUGCUGGAGUCUUUUGAAGUUUCGCUCCGACAAAUAUAUACGCUGACGGUGGACAAUGGUGCCAAUAUGGUUUUGGCGGGAAAUAAACUAAACCAAUUAUGUAGGGUUGACCUCGAUGCAGAGCACUCCGAAUGCGAAUGCAUUUUUACAGAAAUUGAAAUAGAUCAAAUUCAAGUGGAUUUACCUCAGGACUCAAUCACCACAGUGCGUUGCGCAGCGCACACUUUAAAUUUAGUUGUUUCUGAUUUUUUAAAAGAAAUCAAGAUUGAUUUAUCUAAAAUACGCACUUUAUUCCUGCUAGCUGGAGACUAUCGCCAAACCUUUCCUGUUGUGAUAUGCAAGCGUAUGCUGGAUAAGACGGCUACUUUUUAA